UAAAAUAAAGUACAAGUUAGGUCCAUAUGUUGGGAAUUUUAUUAGGUUUGGUUCAAGUUUGUUGCAAAUUAUGCAUGUGAUUUAUUUUGUUUUUGGUUUUGAUCUCUAACUAUAUAAAUGAUUAUUUUGUCAUUAGUUGAUAAUCUUUUAUAUUUUUAUCUUUUGUUACAAACCCACCCUUCCCUUUUCUCCCCGAAACAUCACUUCCAACAGGCAUAUAUAUAUACGUACCCAAGGAUACUCAUACUAUGAUAAACUUAAAUAGUAUUAAAUCAACAUGAUGGCGAAGGAAAACAUUGGUGGAGUGGACUGUAGUUUUAUUUUUUAGCCAUAAACGUACACAUGUACGGAAAAUAUAGCAUCGGUUGUUGAAGAGAGAAGAAAUAGAAUAUGAUAAUCAGACUUGUUCUUCCUCCUAGACCAUCAUCAUCAUCAAUUCUAGGUUUAGUCGCCGGAAAUCGCUCCUUUUUACGUCUCAGGCCAAACCUAAACCUCCCACUCCCAUGGGAACAAGGCAAAUCGAAGAGGCAUUUGAAUUUACGAUCCAUGUCUGGAUCAGGGAGCUCUUGGUCUCCAUCGCCUGUAUUGUCAGAGAAACUGCAGGUGGAUCAAGUAUUAGAUAAUAAGGUUUUAUCUGGCAAAGAGGAUGAACAUGGAGGUGUUAUCGUGGAAAUGUCUACAGACCCCAUCGAUCCACUUGUGUUUACUUCUUUGCUUAAAGCUUCAAUGCUGCAUUGGAAACAACAGGGUAAAAGGGGUAUUUGGAUCAAAUUACCAAUCGGGCUUGUAAAUCUCAUUGAACCUGUGGUUAAAGAAGGGUUUUAUUAUCAUCAUGCGGAACCAAAACACUUGAUGCUUGUGCAUUGGAUUCCUGAAACAACAAAUACAUUGCCAGCUAAUGCAAGUCAUAGAGUGGGUAUUGGGGCUUUUGUUAUGAAUCAAAAUGGACAGGUUUUGGUGGUGAAAGAAAAGAGUGGAAAAUUCAGAGGAAGCGGCAUAUGGAAGUUUCCUACUGGAGUCGUUGAUGAGGACAGGGUGAAGAUAUUUGUGAUGCUGCGGUUAGAGAGGUUAAAGAAGAGACUGGAAUUGACACCAAAUUCCUGGAAGUAUUGGCAUUCAGACAAAGCCAUAAAUCAUUCUUUGACAAAUCGGAUUUAUUCUUCAUGUGUAUGUUGCAACCUUUCUCCUUCAACAUCCAGAUACAAGAAUCAGAAAUCGAAUCAGCCCAGUGGAUGGGUUUUGAGGAAUAUGCAGAUCAAGAUUUUGUGCAGAAGCAUGAUCUUCUAAAGUAUAUGGUGAACAUAUGCAUAGCAAAGAGAGAUGGAAAGUAUAAUGGCUUUUCUCAUGUGUCUACAGUUACAAGUUUCUCUAAAAAACAAAGCAACCUUUACUUCAACACCAAGGAUUUCAACUCUUCUUAACAUUUAAUUAUUUUUCUAUGUAUUUGACACAUUAACUCAGCUGAUAUCGCCUUAUGCUGAUAUCGUAUAUAUGAAGCUUGUAAUUGUAUUGGGACUAAUGAAUUCAUACAAACUUCAAUGUAACAUAUUUUUGAAGAUAUAUAAUUUUAAGAAUGUGUUUCCCAUGGACA
Messenger RNA from Lactuca sativa (garden lettuce), 1591 nucleotides. Lineage: Eukaryota; Viridiplantae; Streptophyta; Magnoliopsida; Asterales; Asteraceae. The record is from RefSeq and is a predicted model, not a curated record.